CACAUCGAAUUGAAUCGAGUGCUAAUCAUUAACGAAGUGAAAGGAAGAAUGGAUCAACGUUCAUUUAUAAGUUUUGUGCUUCUAUUAAUCAUUGGAAGCUCGUCAUCAUUGAGUGUGAAGUGUAAUUAUGGUUACGGGUCCCCAGACCAAUGUUUGCUGAAGAGUUUGAAUUUGAGUACAUCAAUCGAAUUUCCAGUCCAUGAAAACUAUCAACUACAAAGUUGUUCUGUAGAUUACCUUUCACCAAUGAUACUGGAUAAAAUGAAGUGGAUUGGAGCACUCACCAUCAAUGAUGGAAACAUCACUAAAAUUUAUCUCAAGUCGGAUUUGGCUACACUUUACGCUGCAAACAGUUUAACGUCAGAAAUAAUAAUUGAUGACUAUGAAGAAAACGAUCAGAUUAAUACGCUGUCAGUUACAUCCAAUCUCCUGAAAUCGAUCCCAAAAAAUUUAUCAAAAUUGAAAAGCUUAGCCAAAUUGAUGCUUAAUGGCAAUCGAAUUGAGUAUAUAAACUUCAGUGAACUCGAUGGACUUGAUAAGCUCAAGGAAGUCAGCUUUUCCCAAAACCGAAUCUAUAUCAUCAUGGAUUCCCCUGACGUUCAACUCAAUCGGUUGAAAACCUUAGACCUGUCGGAAAAUUAUCUCACAGAACUUGAUGUAAUCAAUUGGAAAAUGCCAUUACUUGAAACGUUAGACAUUCACGAGAAUCAUUUAACAUUUCUAGAAAAUCUAGAACCACAAAAUUUCCCAUCUUUGAAAAAUCUUAAACUGUACCAAAACUUGUGGGAUUGCCGUUGGCGUGAUGUAUUCGCUCCAGUGAAGAAGGAGAUUCUCAAUCGAUAUGAAGCCGAUCGAUAUUAUUAUGAUACUCAAGAUGAGUGCUUAAAAAGCACCAAAUUAAGUGAAGCGAUCUAUCUGAAACUGAAUAUUACUUCUAUUAAGCAACUACCAUUCAAGUUAGAUAACGUAGAGCAGUUGGAAACACAAAUCGGUAGCCUUAUUGAAGAUACAUCAACCCACACAACAUCUAUUACCGCUCUGCAGAAAGCGCUGGAGUCACAGGAAAACAAAAUUUCAGAAUUGAUUGACAAAAUUAUUGACCAACGGACAUCUAUUGAAACAAUGGAGAAAAAAAUUCAGCAACUUGAGAUAAAAUCUCAAUCAUGUACGUUACUUGGUGGUGAUGUUCCUAAGGGAUUGGCUGCUAAACUGAUCUCGGAGAUUACCGAUGUGAUCCUGAAAAAUCUUCCAAAUAAUGAAUAAUAUAUGGCACUUGCAAGCAAGUCGCCCGAAAUAAUAAAGGCUUUGGAAUAAGAACUUUGCUUCUUUUUCAUACCGACGCACAGUGGUUCGAAUCAAUAAAAACGUGGUCAUAAAUCAGUAGCUGCCAAGCCGGUCUUUUAAUGCAUAUAGUUGCUUUUAAAAAAAUUAUUUACAAAUAUAUACCUCGUAAUUUGAUUAUACCCCUUAUUGUUCAUGGCCUACUUAGGCAAAAAA
This is a messenger RNA of Malaya genurostris, 1497 nucleotides long. RefSeq names its product leucine-rich repeat and IQ domain-containing protein 4-like. NCBI's taxonomy places the organism in Eukaryota, Metazoa, Arthropoda, Insecta, Diptera, Culicidae. Gene Ontology annotation, molecular function: protein binding. Bases 49 to 1263 code for a protein of 404 amino acids. The record is from RefSeq and is a predicted model, not a curated record. The transcript has 2 exons.